AGUUUGUCCAGUUGUGUCCAGGUGUGUCAGAGUGUGAAAUACAUUCAUGCGUGUUUGAACGUGAAUAGGGGCGUGUUUGUGAGCGUAUGAAGUGGAGUUUUUCGGGAGAGUGGCGCACUAACAAGGUAUAGACGGUCGACGACCUACGGGACUCCACGUCAGACAGUUCUACCAUUGAUAGAGACCAUUUAUAUCCAGACUACGUGUCAACAAGUUAGUCAGAGGAUCUGUGACGUAUCACUGAGAUGUCUGAUCAGGGUGAGCUGUACGAGAAGUGUUGGCUUCUGUAUCACAUCCUAGACAGGUCUAUAGGGAGCCGGGAGACAGUGGCUGUCAGGAGGAGAUCAGUAGUGGUGGCGGAACAACUACAAAAUGCUAGAGGAAGUAUACACGAUUUUUUUUUAACGGGAAGUAGGGCAGAAGGAUUGGGUUUACUGGAAUCGGACAAUGAUUGGAUGUUUAUUGACAAAAAUGUUGUAGUUUUGUGUCGAGAUCAAGAUAUCAGUAAUCAACUCGAAACCGCAAAUAAAUUAGUUUUAAUGAUGAGAAAGGCUGAAAGCCGACCUGGUUAUGUAAACCUGGAAGUACUUCACAAGGUACAUUCUGAUCCAUCUAUUGUUGCAGUAGGUGAUUCACAAUUCAUAUCAAGUGAAAAAUACAAACGGACACAUGCUGAUAUAGCGAGUCGUAUCUUACAGUUAGAUACGGAGGUUCAUGGCCCAGCAGUUAAAACAAAGUUUGAAUACAGUGACAAACCAUCGGAAAUGGAUAUUGUAUUUUCCUUUCCUUGUUAUGAUUGGCCAAGUGAAGCUAAUGAGUGGAUGUAUAGGUCACGCCUUCAUGACUGGCCAGAUAAAAAGUUGAUAGAACAGAUAGUACAAGGUGGCUGUCAUCUAAUCCCUGUAGGGGAUAAAACGUCUCCUGCUGACCAAUCCCUACAGUGGAGGAUAUCAUUCACGACUGCGGAAAGGAAACUUUUUCAUUCUUUAACUCAUGUCCAGUUUUUAGUAUAUGGACUUCUUAAGUACUUUCUGAAACAGAUAUCUAAAGAGUUGGAAAAAAUUUAUGGUGAAGCAGAUAUUCUGUCUUCGUAUAUUAUAAAAACAAUUGUAUUAUAUGCAGCAGAAGGAACAAGUGAAUCAUUUUGGCAAGAAAAACAUACGUUUCUAUGUUUCAUGUUUUGUUUGAAGAUUUUGAUCAAUUGGGUGAAAGCAGGAUACUGUCCAAAUUACUUUAUUAGGAAAAAUAAUAUGUUCCUUGGCAAAGUUCAUGGCCAAAAUCAACAGAAACUUCUUCGUUAUCUCACUGCCCUCCAUGAUAUGAACUGGAAUUGUCUUUCAGUUGGAUCAGGCAUACAAACAACCAUAGGAGAGGGUAUCCGUAGGGUGAGGAAUGGAGUAUGGGAUUAUGCUCUACCUCCACCAACACAUUCAGAACGUGACCGUGACGAAACAAUGUUAAGCAGUGGAGUAUUUCGUUUUAUCAACAAUUCUCCUGAUAUUAUCUCGUCGUUGGAACAACUUUCAGCAUCAACGUCGGACAUAGAUGAAUUCAUAGGCUACUGCGCUACUGGUCAGUCACUAUCUUGUGAAGGGAUGAAGAUAUUCGGUGAACACAUCAAUGCUAGAGGAAAUAAAGAGAAGUACAAAUCUCUUAGGAAAUGCAAGAACCUACUAAGACCAUUUUCAACAAUGUUUUCAAGUCCAGGCCUUCUUUAUUUGGCAACAUAUCACUAUAAGACUGGGAACUACACAAAGACACUGGAAAUAUGUGAUCACAUGACGUCUUCAUCCAAAAUUUAUCUUGAUGGUAUCAUAGACUGGACGGAGGAUUGGGACAGGUAUGAACAGCGCUAUUGUGGACGUGGGUACAACCUACUGCAAAAAUGUCAGGCAUUUGUAACAGAUAUGACGUUCGAUCCUCACACUUUGCAGUUCUGUCCAGUCCAAUUACAACAGGUGAUCACAAGUAAACGUGAAAUGUUUCCACCACACCUGCUACAGUCCUGCCCACAGUUACCACAGGUGUUGAAAUAUUUCUGUGACAAAAUUCCAUUCUUAGUUCCACCCCUCCCUUACGCUGUGUUCCUGUCUUUUCUGUGUUACCAUGAACUGGGGGACACUAGGAGACGUGACAGAGCAUUGAUUAAACUUCGGUACGUAAAGUAUGACUUGAGACAGGGAGUCGGUGAUCACUGGAUAGUACACAAUAUCUUGGGGAUCUGCUAUGAAAUGGAUGGAGACACACAUAGGGCUCUCAGGGAAUAUAGGAACUCUCAGUGUCUGAACCCUGCCAGGGAGUUGAUAGAGCGUUUACAACAGUUAAAUUAAAGGCAAUUAGACGACAAUCAAUGUAAUCAUUGUACAUCUGGCCAGUAUUUAAGGUAUACACCAUAACAUUCAGGAACUUCACAGUUCUGCCUACACCAGUUACAUCUGCAGAUAGAAUAUCGUUCUGACCAAAUUCAAUUCCCAGAUGCAUCCCUCCCUUACGCGUGUUCCUGUAUUUUCUAUGUUACCAUGAGCUUGGAGACAACAGGAGACGUGCAACAGCAUUGAUUACUCUUCGGGCCGUGAAAUAUAAUGAGAGAUUGAGAGUUGGUCAGCACGGGAUAGUACACAACCUCUUGGAGACAAUCAAAGUUAUACUUGUACAUCGGCCAGUAUUUAAGUUAUACAUACUAGCAUGAUACUAAACAUGUGUAUAGAUUUUUAUAGAUAUGGUUGAGUUAUCUUAGUAUGAAUAUCAACCUAUCCCCCAAAAACAAAAACAAAAGAUAAAAAUAACUGUGACUUUGAUCAUCAAACAUUUCAGUUGGGUGGGGUUACUAUCAUCACACAGUUGGGUGGGGGUACUGUCAUCACACAGUUGGGUGGGGGUACUGUUAUCACACAGUUGGGUGGGGGUACUGUUAUCACACAGUUGGGUGGGGGUACUGUCAUCACACAGUUGGGUGGGGGUAAUGUUAUCACACAGUUGGGUGGGGGUACUGUUAUCACACAGUUGGGUGGGGGUACUGUCAUCACACAGUUGGGCGUGGGUAAUGUCAUCACACAGUUGGAUUGGGAAAGUCAUCACACAGUUG
This is a messenger RNA of Mizuhopecten yessoensis (Yesso scallop), 3085 nucleotides long. RefSeq lists its product as uncharacterized. The transcript is spliced from 2 exons. Bases 246 to 2330 code for a protein of 694 amino acids. The record is from RefSeq and is a predicted model, not a curated record. NCBI's taxonomy places the organism in Eukaryota, Metazoa, Mollusca, Bivalvia, Pectinida, Pectinidae.